Helianthus annuus (common sunflower) is the source of this 345-nucleotide messenger RNA. RefSeq lists its product as uncharacterized. Lineage: Eukaryota; Viridiplantae; Streptophyta; Magnoliopsida; Asterales; Asteraceae. The record is from RefSeq and is a predicted model, not a curated record. The coding region runs from base 1 to 345 and encodes 114 amino acids. The transcript has a single exon.
AUGGACUACCAACAACAAAGUGAAAACCCUACUAUCCAAAGGCGACAACAUAAUAGCGGUUACGAUCAGAGUAUCACACAUGGGGAAGCUAGAACAACACUUAGGAAGAUGGGAAGUGCUAAGGCGAUUGGUCUUGACAACAUACCAAUUGAGGCAUGGUUGUGUUUGGGAGAGGAAGGAGUUCAAUGGCUAACGUCCCUAUUCAACCUUAUUUUCAGUUCGGGAAAAAUGGCAGAUCAGUGGAGGCGUAGUGUUGUAGUGCCCUUAUAUAAGAAUAAAGGCGACGCUCAAUGCUGCGAGAACUACAGAGGGAUUAAGUUGUUAAGUCAUCCUAUGAAAUUAUGA